Molecule: messenger RNA, 4570 nt
Organism: Aspergillus uvarum CBS 121591
Lineage: Eukaryota; Fungi; Ascomycota; Eurotiomycetes; Eurotiales; Aspergillaceae
Product: putative RNA binding effector protein Scp160
Exons: 5
Coding region: 325-4209 (1294 amino acids)
Biological process (GO): nuclear division
Cellular component (GO): nucleus; cytoplasm
Molecular function (GO): mRNA binding
Source: RefSeq, a predicted model, not a curated record
CCGAGCUCCUUCUUCCCCCCUCAUUUUCAGUCCUGGGAUGCAAUAGCGCCUGCGAUCUCGACUUUAUUCAUCGUUUCUACAGCCCUUAGCCUCAGCAGAUAGCAAUUGACUUUGUUCGCUUUUCAACUGCUCCUUUUUUGGCUCUUGCAUUUAGGGAUCGGUGUGAUCAAAACAAUCAGUCCUUUCCAUUCCCCGCUACUCGACAUCCAAUUAUAAUUACACGGACGCCUGCGUUUAGCUGUGUCCGUCUGUAUUCUGUUCUCGGCCCAAUCGUCUAACACUAUCUGCGGUUCAAUUCGUCCCAUCCCGGUCUGUCCUGCUACAAUGGCUUCCGAAGCAGUCGCAGUCGAUGUCAACGGUGGCACCAAGUCCCGGGCCGCUAUGUUGGAGGAGCAGCACGCUCGCGAUGAGGCACACAAAGUGACCGUGGAGGAUGUAGUGGAUGAGGAGGAUCUCAAGCACCCUCCCCCAUCCUCGGUGGUCGAGGCCUCGGGCGACUCCAAUGUUUCCUCUCAGCCUGCGACUCCUUCCAUCCCCAAGGCAGCCCCCAAGAAGGCCCCUGCUUUCGACGUGCAGUCGGAGGAAUUGUUCCCCGCUCUUGGAAGUGGACCCAAACCCAAGGCCCCCGCCGUCUCAGCCUGGGGUGCUCGCGGCCCUUCCGCUGCUGCUGUCGCUAACGGCGCCAGUGGUGCACAAGCAGCUUCGGAUGUCCCGAGAAUCAUGAGUCUGCCUGGAAAGCACAUGGAGCAGCUUCGGCUAGCACCAUCCCAGAUGCUUCCCCGCGGCCAGAUGAAGAAGCCUCUGCGCGACAUUCUGCGCGACAUCUCUCGGCGCUCCAAGGCGAACGUUGAUAUGCGCGGUGGACCGGGAGGCUCCAUCAUUUUCGAGGGUAAGGGCUCCGCAGAUGCCGUCAGACAGGCGCUGAAGGAGGUCGCGCAGCAAGUUGGAUCUAAGCAAUCCGUCCGCGUUCCCAUCCCCACAUCCGCCCGCCCUCACAUCAUUGGUCGCCAAGGCGCUGUUGUUCAAGACAUUCAGCAACGCACAGGCGCGCGUGUUCAAGUCCCGCGUGCUGACGAGUCUGCCUCCGCAGACGAUUUCGAUGACGAUGAUACCAUUGACGUGUUGAUCGAAGGUGAUGCUGUUGCCGCGGAAAUGGCUCGUCGUGAGAUCGAGGCUAUUGUUCGUGAGAGAGCUUCCAACAUGAGCUUGAGACUGAAGACUAUUCCCCCCGAGUUCUUCCCUUUCAUUGCAGGUGCUCACAACGCGCAGCUCCGGGAAAUUGAGCAGCGCACAAAGGCACAAGUUCACGUCCCGCGGUACGACACCUGGCAGAGCCAGCCUCCCCCCCAGGAGGCUGACCCCGGUCAUGUUCAGUUCGCGCCUGUUUCGGACAGACACAUUCACAUCUCUGGUGAGCGCACUGCGGCUCAGGAAGCUCGCGCUGAGAUUGAGAGGCUCGCUGCCGAGCUGCAGCGCCAGCUGACACUGCGCCAACUCGCCAUCAAUCGCGGCCAACAUCAAUUCAUUCUCGGGGACAAUGCCGAUGCUUUGCAUGAGUUCCUUGCUGACACUGGCUGCGCCAUUGUUCUGCCUCCCGAUUCCGAUGAUAGCGAGUUCCUUGCUAUCACGGGACCUGUUGACUGCAUCGAGAAUGGUAUCAACCGGGCCAUGGAUCUCGCCACGAGCAUGCAAAUGGCGAGCAUUGACCUCUCCCGUCAACACCCCAAUGCGCCUGCUGGACCUCAUGCCCAUGCUCGUGCCUUGACUCGCUACCUCAGACAGCGCCAGAUCAUUAAGGAGUUGGAGAAUUUGUAUGACGCUCGCAUUGCGCUCCCGCCUAGCUCUAACGGUCCGGUUACCUGGGAAGUCUACUCCCGGGACGGCAAGAACACCAUUCGUGCGCGAUCCGAUAUCAUGAAUCUCGUCCAAGCACACCCCCCGACCAGAAUCCGUGCCGUCAAUGUUGAUCCUUACUAUCACCCCUACCUGGAGUCUCGCACCAUCCCUAAGCUUCAAAACGACUACGGUGUUCACCUCCUGGUGCCCGAAGACCUUGAUAGCUCGGAUGUGUUCAUGGUUUACGAGGGCCCUUCGUCUAACGCUGGCCAGUUCGAGAUCCCAAGGCAAAGACCUUCCCCCGCAGAAGUUGCCACUUUCGAAAAGGUCCUCCAAGAAGCUCAGGACUACCUUCUGAGCGCUCUUGGUGACCAGAAGGAAGUCGUGGCGAAGACCAUCAACGUGCCAAGCAAGUACCAAGACAAGGCCCGGAAAUUCAUUGCCCGCGAACAGCAGUCUAAGGGCGAGGAUGAGAUCCCCGUCCGGGCCAUUGUCAGUGAAGGAUCCAGCCGCACUGAGACCGAGGUUGCGCUUCGUGGUCCUUCCCGCCUCGUGGAAGACUUGAUCUCCAAGAUCCAGGAGUUUGUUGUGGAGCAGGAGAAGGAUGACCUUGAGAGAGGCUACACUACGACUUUUGACUUCCCCCAGAAGUUCGCUAACUUCCUUAUUGGCAAGAAGGGCGAGAACAUCAACAAGCUGCGUGACGAGUUCGAUGUGGAUAUCAAGGUCGAGAACGGCAAGGUUGAAGUUAAGGGGCCCAAGGCGAAGGCCGAUGCUGCCAAGAGCCGCAUCAUCAACCUUGGAAAGAAAUUGGAGGAUGAGACGACUCACACCCUGAAGAUUCCCGCCCAAUAUCACCGUGAGCUGAUCGGCCAGAAGGGUAGCCAGGUGAACAGACUCCAGGACCGUUACUCUGUCCGUGUUCAGUUCCCCCGAGCUGCCAGCGACGACCAGGAGACUUCCAGCGAAGCUGGCGGCUCUCGCCCCAACCGGUCUCAGCAGGCUGCGGACGAAGUCAUCAUCAAGGGUCCCAGCAAGGGUGCCGACUCGGCACGGGAUGAGAUCCUGAGUCUGUUGCAGUGGGUCGUCGACCACUCCCACACCGCGACUGUGUCGGUGGCCCAGGCCCAGAUCCCCUCUCUGAUCGGGCAGCGCGGUCGCGAGAUGGACAAGCUUCGCGCCGAUACCGGUGCCCAGAUCGAUGUUCCGGGCGCCAACGAUGCACCGGAUGAGUCGGGCCGCGUGCAGAUCAAGAUCCGGGGUACCAAGCAGCAGGUCGAAGAGGCCAAGAAAACCUUGCUUCAACGAUCCGGCGAGUUCGAUUCCAUCGUCACCAAGACCAUCGACGUGGACAAGAAGUACCACAAGUCCCUUAUUGGCAGUGGCGGUGCCAACAUCCGUAAGAUCGUUGCUGAUGCUGGCGGUCCCACUGACGGCAGUGCUUCUCGGCUGGUCAAGUUCCCCCGUCCGGAGAGUGCUGAGUCGACCAUCAAGCUGGAAGGAAACGAACAGGUUGUUGACAAGAUCAUCGCUGCCAUCGAAGAACUCGUCAAGGAGCGCGCGGAUCAGGUGACUGUGACUCUCGACGUUCCCACGCUUCAACACCGUCUUCUGAUUGGCCGCGGUGGUGAUACCCGCCGCAACAUCGAAUCGAAGUUCAACAUCACCCUGGACAUCCCCAAGCAGGGCUCUGGCCGCACCGAGAUCAAGCUCAAGGGACCCAGCCAAGCCGUUGCCGAAGCCAAGGAGCACAUUGACGGUAUGCUCAAGGAUCAGCAGGGUGAGACGGUUGAAGUGCCCCGCCACCUGCACCAUGUGAUUGCCGACAAUGGCUCGUUCUUCCGCCGUCUCCGUAACGAUUACCGUGUCACCGUCGAUCACGCUGGCCAACAGGUGCCUGCCAAGCCCGUCUCGGAGGACUCGCGCGGCGAGGUCAAUGGAGCCUCGUCGCUGCCGCUGAUCACGGAUGAGCCCACCGAUGCCGCCGAGGUCCACUCGUGGAAGGUGGUCGACAACAGCCCUGCGCCCGCCGACCCGUCCGAACCUGCUACCAUUCCGUGGGUGCUCGCCGGUACCAGCGACAACGUUGCCAAGGCCAAGUCGGCUCUGGAGAAGGCCAUUGCCAACGCCUCCCAACAGUCUGCCACCGGUUACCUGAUCCUGCCCGACCCCAAGACGUACCGUUUCGUCGUCGGCCAGGGUGGCAGCCAGAUCAACGCGAUCCGCAAGCAAACGGGAUGCCGGAUCAACGUCCCCAAGGGCCAGGCCAAGGGCGAGGCGAUCGAGAUCAAGGGAAGCAAGGACGGUCUGGAGGAAGCCAAGGACAUGAUCCUGGAGGCAGUCCGCGCAGGCACGAGCGGUAACUCCCGGUAAAUGGCUUGACGACGAAAUCCUGAGCGCAAGAAUGCCAGGCGUGAUCUCGCUUAGGACAAGGUUUUGGAAAUAAUCAGGACGCUCUCUCUUUUUUUUCUGGCCUCCCCCUCUCAUGGCCUCAGCAUCAUCAAACAUUCCACCUACCUACGAUUACCAUUACUUUUUUUUUUACUUUACAGUUCUAUACUUGUGUUGUUAUGUUUAUAAAAAGAAGAAGACUGUUACGAUCCGAGAUCCCAUGAGCAUUUUUUUUUUUGGCAAGCAGGCAGCGGUUGGAUUGUCUUUUUGUACUUCUCUGCCAUGAUUUAUGCAUGAGCUAGCCCUAUCUACUCUCAUCUUACUCUACAACUCCCUCCGUCUA